AUGACGAAAGAUUUAGGCCUAAUAAGUCUGCGAACUAUUCAGAUACAUUUGCAACGAAUCCAUAAAUUCGUCAAGUUGGGUGAUGGAAGCAAGUAUUCAGUCAAGCUUGAGCAUGGAGAUUUCUCCUGUGGUGAAUCUCAAAGAUGUGAUCUGAAUAGUGAUAAUCAGUUAAUAAUCGACCACAUUUUUAAAUAUGAGUUGUCCACCAUAGAUGUUGCGUCUUUAGAUUCGUUGUGCUCGCAGCCUUUUGUGUUGACUGUUUACGAACACAAAGUAAAAGACAAGAAACAAAAGGAAGCCAAAACUGAGUUGUGCGGUCAGACGACUUUUGAUUGCUUACCACUAGUAAAAAAUUCGACUAAAUAUGAGUUGAACUUGAAAUUAUUCAGCCAGUUUUCUACAACAUCUCUUGACGAUCUUCCAACUGUUGAUAUUUUAGUUUCAGUUGACCAACCACUUUUAAAUGAUGAAGUUUAUGAACAACUGAAUAUCAUUUAUGUCAAUAUUGAGUCAAUUCAAAAUGUCCCCGAAACGUUCCACACAAAAGAUCACUAUACUUUUGUUGCUGCACUACCAUUGAUUACCUCGAGUGAAAAUAUAGAAAACGCAAUCAUUUCUAGCAAGGGAUAUUUGAAAUCGCCAUCCGAUGCAGAAUACAUCAGCACUUCAUUUAGGUGGCCUGCCCCUGGAAGUGCACGGAGUUUUGCAGAUAUUAUGCAAACCAGGAAUAAUGAAUUGAGUGUUGGUAAAACUCUCUUUGCCGGUGGUAUGGCAGGUAUCUUCAACUGGCUAGUAGCUAUUCCUCCCGAUGUUUUAAAAUCUCGUCUACAGAGUGCUUCUGAGGGUGUUUAUCCCAAUGGAAUUCGGUCGGUAUUCUCUGAACUUAUUGCAAAAGAAGGCUUUUUGGGAUUGUAUCGGGGUAUGACUCCGGUGAUGCUUCGAGCAUUUCCUGCAAAUGCUGCAUGCUUUCUCGGUUACGAAGUUGCUUUGAAGUUUCUGGAUUAUGCAUUCCCUAGUCUGUGA
Molecule: messenger RNA, 1023 nt
Organism: Schistosoma bovis
Lineage: Eukaryota; Metazoa; Platyhelminthes; Trematoda; Strigeidida; Schistosomatidae
Source: the annotation of a GenBank genome assembly